Messenger RNA from Uloborus diversus, 2028 nucleotides. Its product is annotated as zinc finger protein 26-like. NCBI's taxonomy places the organism in Eukaryota, Metazoa, Arthropoda, Arachnida, Araneae, Uloboridae. The transcript has 3 exons. The annotation marks the transcript as partial. The record is from RefSeq and is a predicted model, not a curated record. Gene Ontology annotation, molecular function: DNA-binding transcription factor activity; RNA polymerase II cis-regulatory region sequence-specific DNA binding; zinc ion binding. Gene Ontology annotation, biological process: regulation of transcription by RNA polymerase II.
AUGGGGCAUAGUGAAAUUGAGCGUGAAAUCAACUCUGCUUUUAGUGCCACCUAUAUGAAAUUACAUUUGAGGGCACAUACAAAAGGAAAACCAUAUUCUUGUGAAGUUUGUAAAAAGGCAUUUUCUCAAAGUGGACAUUUCAAAAUCCAUUUGAGGACACAUACAAAAGAAAAACCAUAUUCUUGUGAAAUUUGUAAAAAGUCUUUUUCUGUUAGUGGAAAUUUGAAAAUUCAUUUGAGGACACAUGCAAAAGUAAAGCCAUAUUCUUGUGAAAUUUGUAAAAAGUCUUUUUCUGUGAGUGGAAAUUUGAAAGUUCAUUUCAGGACACACACGAAAGAAAAACCAUAUUCUUGUGAAAUUUGUAAAAUGUCAUUUUCUGAGAUUGGGAGUUUCAAAGUUCAUAUGAGGAGACAUACGAAAGAAAAACCAUAUUCUUGUGAAAUUUGUAAAAAGGCAUUUUCUCGGAGCGGAGAUUUAAAAGUCCAUUGGAGGACACAUACAAAAGAAAAACCGUAUUCUUGUGAAAUUUGUAAAAAGUCAUAUUCUGAUAGUGGAAAUUUCAAAAUCCAUUUGAGGACACAUACAAAAGAAAAACCAUAUGCAUUUUCUCAUCGUGGACAUCUCAAAAUCCAUUUGAGGACACAUACAAAAGAAAAACCAUAUUCUUGUGAAAUUUGUAAAAAGUCUUUUUCUGUUAGUGGAAAUUUGAAAAUUCAUUUGAGGACACAUGCAAAAGAAAAGCCAUAUUCUUGUGAAAUUUGUAAAAAGGCAUUUUCUCGGAGCGGAGAUUUAAAAGUCCAUUGGAGGACACAUACAAAAGAAAAACCGUAUUCUUGUGAAAUUUGUAAAAAGUCUUUUUCUGAGAGUGGAAAUUUGAAAGUUCAUUUGAGAACACAUACAAAAGAGAAACCAUAUUCUUGUGAAAUUUGUAAAAAGGCAUUUUCUCGGAGCGGAGAUUUAAAAGUCCAUUGGAGGACACAUACAAAAGAAAAACCGUAUUCUUGUGAAAUUUGUAAAAAGUCUUUUUCUGAGAGUGGAAAUUUGAAAGUUCAUUUGAGAACACAUACAAAAGAGAAACCAUAUUCUUGUGAAAUUUGUAAAAAGGCAUUUUCUCGGAGCGGAGAUUUAAAAGUCCAUUGGAGGACACAUACAAAAGAAAAACCGUAUUAUUGUGAAAUUUGUAAAAAGUCUUUUUCUGAGAGUGGAAAUUUGAAAGUUCAUUUGAGAACACAUACAAAAAAGAAACCAUAUUCUUGUGAAAUUUGUAAAAAGUCAUUUUCUGAUAGUGGAAAUUUCAAAAUCCAUUUGAGGACACAUACAAAAGAAAAACCAUAUUCUUGUGAAAUUUGUAAAAUGUCAUUUUCUGAGAUUGGGAAUUUGAAAAUUCAUAUGAGGACACAUACGAAAGAAAAACCAUAUUCUUGUGAAAUUUGUAAAAAGGCAUUUUCUCAGCGUGGACAUCUCAAAAUCCAUUUGAGGACACAUACAAAAGAAAAACCAUAUUCUUGUGAAAUUUGUAAAAAGUCAUUCUCUGUCAGUGGAAGUUUGAAAGAUCAUUUGCGGACACAUACAAAAGAAAAACCAUAUUCUUGUGAAAUUUGUAAAAAGGCAUUUUCUCAUCGUGGACAUCUCAAAAUCCAUUUGAGGACACAUACAAAAGAAAAACCAUAUUCUUGUGAAAUUUGUAAAAAGUCUUUUUCUGUUAGUGGAAAUUUGAAAAUUCAUUUGAGGACACAUGCAAAAGAAAAGCCAUAUUCUUGUGAAAUUUGUAAAAAGGCAUUUUCUCGGAGCGGAGAUUUAAAAGUCCAUUGGAGGACACAUACAAAAGAAAAACCGUAUUCUUGUGAAAUUUGUAAAAAGUCUUUUUCUGAGAGUGGAAAUUUGAAAGUUCAUUUGAGAACACAUACAAAAGAGAAACCAUAUUCUUGUGAAAUUUGUAAAAAGGCAUUUUCUCGGAGCGGAGAUUUAAAAGUCCAUUGGAGGACACAUACAAAAGAAAAACCGUAUUAUUGUGAAAUUUGUAAAAAG